This is a messenger RNA of Boeremia exigua, 668 nucleotides long. Its product is annotated as EthD domain-containing protein. Bases 146 to 631 code for a protein of 161 amino acids. The transcript is spliced from 2 exons. Lineage: Eukaryota; Fungi; Ascomycota; Dothideomycetes; Pleosporales; Didymellaceae. Gene Ontology annotation, molecular function: oxidoreductase activity. The record is from RefSeq and is a predicted model, not a curated record.
CGAUCUGAACCAUCGAUUUUCCAAAGCCAGAAGCCAAGUAGCCUUGAGAUUAAAAAUAUGCCACUUCCUCCCACACCCUAGACAUCCUGAUAGCGGGAGUUCGUUGAUCCUUCACAUCUAUCAUCCCUGACUGCCUCAACUCACCAUGACCUGGAACAAGAUCGAACACAACUUCAACUCUCCGGAGCUCGAUUACAGCUCCGAGGGCAAUUUCCAGCAGUGCAUCAAAGUGUCUGUUUUUUUCAAGAAGAUCGAGUCAAUUGACUAUGAUACUUUCUUUGGUCAUUGGCGUACCGUUCACGCGGAUCUCGCUACAGCGACAAACGCGUUCAAAGAUCACAUCGUUCGAUAUACUCAGCAUCACCAGACCCCAGAGAUGAAGGAACGCGCCAAAUCACUGGGAGAGAAAUUUCUGGAGUACGAUGGAUGCGCUCAGUUGUGGGUCAAGACAUGGGAUGACUGGCUUGCUUUCUACAAUAGUAAGGAGUACGCCGCAGCACUGAAAGACGACUGUGACGUUUUCAUGGCAUUACCCAUGACUUACAUGGUGGGAUAUGAGAACAUUGUCGUUGGCACUACGGCCAAGGAGCUGGGAGGAAAAGAUGGUAUGAAACCAAGGUUGAAUGCUUGAUUUAAUUGGUAGAAUAUCACCGCAAAACAACUAUCAU